This is a messenger RNA of Bombina bombina (fire-bellied toad), 970 nucleotides long. It is a transcript of the gene CALU, whose product is annotated as calumenin. Gene Ontology annotation, molecular function: calcium ion binding. The record is from RefSeq and is a predicted model, not a curated record. Gene Ontology annotation, cellular component: endoplasmic reticulum. Lineage: Eukaryota; Metazoa; Chordata; Amphibia; Anura; Bombinatoridae.
CGAGGCUUUGGUGAUGUAAACGCAGGAAGCCCCGCCCAUUUGUGUUGUACAGCUACUUCCGGUGUAUGCGUGUGACCGAGAGAUCUGAGAUAGGAGCCGCUAGGUAGCGAGGUCACUAGAAUACAAGAUGGACAUGCAUUGGCUCAUAUUGUGCCUGAGCCUUUGGGCUACUUGUGCGUUGACCAAACCCACGGAGAAGAAAGAUCGCGUACACCACGACCCUCAGCUCAGUGACAAGGCGCACAAUGAUGCCCAGAACUUUGAUUAUGACCAUGAUGCUUUUCUGGGAGCUGAAGAGGCAAAAUCUUUUGACCAGCUGACUCCAGAGGAGAGCAAGGAAAGACUAGGAAAGAUUGUGGGUAAGAUAGAUGCAGACAAGGAUGGGCUGGUAACUGUCGAGGAGCUCAGGGACUGGAUUAAAUUUGCCCAGAAGCGGUGGAUUUAUGAGGACGUAGAUCGUCAGUGGAAAGGCCAUGAUCUUAAUGGGGACAACCUGGUUUCCUGGGAUGAAUAUAAAAAUGCUACCUACGGUUACAUCCUCGAUGACCCUGAUCCUGACAACAGCUUUAACUACAAGCAGAUGAUGAUUCGAGAUGAGCGGCGAUUUAAAAUGGCUGACAAGGAUGGCGACCUGAUUGCUACAAAAGAAGAGUUUACAGCUUUCCUGCACCCUGAGGAGUAUGACUACAUGAAGGAUAUUGUGGUGCUGGAAACAAUGGAAGAUAUUGAUAAAAACGGAGAUGGAGUUAUUGACUUGGAAGAAUAUAUAGGCGAUAUGUACAGUCACGACGGGGAUGCUGACGAGCCAGAGUGGGUGAGAACCGAGAGAGAGCAGUUUGUGGAGUUUAGAGAUAAAAACCGAGACGGUAAAAUGGAUAAAGAGGAGACAAAGGACUGGAUUCUCCCAUCUGACUACGAUCAUGCAGAGGCUGAGGCGCGCCAUCUUGUGUAUGAGUCUGACCAGAAUAAG